CGGCUCUUUGUAAUCCCCAAAUCCAGCGUGAUCCCUUCUUCAAGCCCCAAGAAACACAGCCGGAGGGAGCAGGGCGCAUUCCACGCCUGCGCAUCAUCGCUGUCUAGGGUUGGAAGCAAAGGCUGGGAGCCAAGGGUCGAGGAAAGGGGCCCCGGAGAGGAAAGAGGAGGGAGGGGAAGGGUCUCCCAGGUGCGGAGCUUUGCAAGGAACCUGAUGCACUCCCUUCUUUCCUGCAGGAGAGGCUGAAGAAGGAGGAGGUCCAGGUGGGCAGCCAUGGAGAGCUGCAGCCGCAAAGUGAGCAGCCCCCCUUGCUCAGGGCAGAGCUCCCUCCAGAACAGCCUGCUGGACCUGACGGAGUCGGGCAAAGGGCUGAAGGUCCAAGCGGAGAAGCCUCACCUGGUCAGCCUGGGCAGCGGGCGCCUCAGCACCGCCAUCACGCUCCUGCCCCUCGAGGAGGGUAGGACAGUGCUGGGCUCGGCGGCAACGAGCGACAUUGUGUUGCAAGGCCCCAGUGUGGCCCCCCAGCACUGCUUCAUUGAGAACGUGCGCGGGACCCUCACCCUCCACCCCUGCGGCAGCCCCUGCGCCAUCGACGGCCUGGCGGUCUCUCGCCCCACACGCCUCUCCCAAGGGUGCAUGAUCUGCCUGGGCCAGUCGACCUUCCUCCGUUUCAAUCACCCAGCGGAGGCAAAGUGGAUGAAAAGCAUGAUUCCGGUCGGGGGCCGAAGCCCGGCUUCCCCUUAUGGGCUCCUGGCAGUGAACGGCAACCCGGAGUCGGGCAAGGGCUCCCGAGGCGCCAGCCACAGCCUCCUGGUGAGCUCCAUCGAGCGGGACUUGCAGGACAUCAUGGACUCCUUGGCGUUGGAGGAUGAGGGGGGCCCCAUUCUGCCCUCACCAGACACUUCCACGGCCAACGGUGGGCAACGGGGGGCCCGCUUGCUGCUCUCCCCGCCCCAGAGUCCCGGAGCCAUGUCGGUGGGCUCCAGCUAUGAGAACGCCUCCCCGCCCUUCUCGCCCCUCUCCUCCCCGGCCAGCAGCAGCAGCUGCGCUAGCCAUUCACCUGCUGGCCAGGAGCAGGGCCCACCUGUGGUGCCUACUCGCUCUUCCAGCUUCAACCACACCAUGCUGACGCCCCGUGGAGUGCCCCCAACGGACCUGGGCAGACCACGGGCCAUGCAGGAGGGACCCCGCAGCCCCAAAGGCCGGCUAUCGACGGAGAGCCCCCGACCCGGCCAGCACACAGAAACACCGCCCCCCGGUAGCCCCCGCCUGGCCCCCAAGUUCCAGGCACCACGGACAUUGCAGGAGAGGCCCCCCAGCCCUUCCCGGAGACCCCUUGCGUCCGCGGAGCCAUCCGUCCGCGUGCUGCUGCCCCCGGAAAGCCCCCGCUUAGGUCGUCGUACCUUGGAGGGCAAGCUUCCCCCUGUCAGCCCAGCCCUCUCCCGACGGGCAGCCUCUCCGGCCACUAACGCCCGCAGCAGCCCUUCUGUGCCCUCCAGGGUCAGCGAGAGCCCCGUCGCGUGGCGGAGGGAGGCCCACGAAGACUUUUCCGGUGGACUCCGUGCCCGCAGCCCGUCGCCCUCCCAGCAGAAGGGUCGCCUGAGGCCCGGCCUGAGUCCGGCGGCCAGCCUGGGGUCAUUGGCGCUACCGUCGUCAUCAUCCUCCUCACCAUGCCAUAGUCCUCGCCUGCGCCGCAAGUUGUCCUGCGGAGAGGCGCAAGUGGCGGGAUUUCCCAUGCGGGAGCGCAAGCAGAGCAUCUCGGAACUGAGCGGCAACGAGGGAGAGCUGUUGGAGUACCACCGUUGGCAGCGGCAGGAGCGGAUGCGGGAGCAGGAGAUGGAGCGCCUGGAGCGCCAGCGCUUGGAGACCAUCCUCAGCUUGUGUGCCGAGUACACGCGUGGCGAUGACGGUGAUGACGGCGUCGACCAUCCUUCCCGCGAGCGCUGCCCCUUCCCCAGCGGAGCCGAGGUGCAGCCGCUGCCGAGGAAGAGGCGGCCCUGCGUGAGCCCCCCGAGCCUUGGGCGCCCCAAGGAGGAGCGGUUGGGGGGACCCCCGAGAGAAAGGGAGGGGCCGGAGCGCUGCGAGGAGGACCACCUCAAGGAGGAGGAGAGCAGCAGCACCGAGAGCGCAGGCCACGAGCAUGAGGAGCCCCAUGGCAGCCGGGGUAGCCGGGAGGCAGCACAGGCGGCGCUGCUGGAGGAGGAGCGUGCCCGCGUCUUGGCCUCCGCUGACCGCCUCAAGAGCCGCGCCAAGGAGCUGGAGCAGCAGCUGCAGGAGACGGCCCGAGAGGCGGAGAUGGAGCGGGCUCUCCUGCAAGGGGAGCGCGAGGCGGAGCUGAUCCAGAUGCAGCAGGAGCAGAAGGCCGUCCAGCACCUGCAGGAGAGGCUCUCUGGGCUGGACGCCUCCAUCCGCCGGGACCGGGACAUGGAGAGGGCAAAGGUUGAUGCGGAGAGGAAGGCGCUGGAGAGGCUGCGGGCGCUCUGCUCGGAGCUCAGGACCCAGCUAGAUAACUGCCCUGAGUCCAUGAGGGAGCAGCUGCAGGACCAGGUGCAAAGGGAAGCGGAGGCGCUGGAGUCGGAGAGCAAGCUCUUUGAGGACCUGGAGUUCCAGCAGCUGGAGAGGGAGAGCCGGCUGGAAGAGGAGCGCGAGGAGAUCAGCCGGCAACUGCUGCAAGGGACGGCCGAGGGGCACCGCAACCUGGCCAGGAGGAAGGAACGUGUGGCGGCACUCGAGAGCCAGGCCAACCAGAUCCGGCUGCAGGCGGCACAGGAGGCCGAGCGGUUGGGCAAGGAGCAGAGCCUCACAUUGCAGAUGCUGCAGAAGGAGAAGGAGACCCUCCUGGCUCUUGAGCGGCAGUACCGUGCGCUGACCGGGGGGUCAGGCUUCCCUAAGGCCUCCCCGGCCCUCCGAGAGUAUGUGACCACUGACCAGCUGGCGGUGAUCCUGGGGAGUGUCCGGGCGGCCGUAGGGCUGGCCCACCCUCCCGGCCCCUCUGCUCCUGCCGCUUCUGCCUUGCCAGCGCCGCUCUCCUCUUCCCAGGUCUAUCGCUCCAAGAUGGACGGCAGCCUGGCCUGGUCCAAAGCAGGGGCGUCCACUUCUUCCUCCCAGCUCAGCCUCGCCAGCCUCGGACGCAGCCCCUCCCCAAAGAACGCCAUGGCUGCCCAGAACGGCGGGACGGGCAGCCUCCCUCGCAACCUGGCCAACACCCUCCAGGACAUCGAGAGCAAGCGCCAGCUGGCCCUCCAGCAAAAGGGGCAGCAGGUGAUUGAGGAGCAGCGGCGGCGCCUGGCCGACCUGAAGCAGAAGGCGGCGGCCGAGGCCCAGUCGCAGUGGGAGGCCCUGCGCGGGGGAGGGGCGCCCCCGCUCUUGCCCCCCUACUCCUCCUCCCCCCUCAUGCACCACUCCAUCCUCCAUCACCACCACCCCCACCACGCGGCGGGCAGGGGGAUGGACGACCCCCAGCCCCACCAGCGCCCCUACGACACCCUCAGCCUGGAGAGCUCCGACAGCCUCGAGACCAACUUCUCCAACAGCGGGAACUCCGCCUGCUCCCCGGACAACGUCUCCAGCGCCAGCGGAGCCGACGCGGGGAAGAUCGAGGAGAUGGAGAAGAUGCUGAGAGAGGCCCACGCGGAGAAGUCCCGCCUGAUGGAGUCCCGGGAGCAAGAAGCGGAGCUGCGGCGCCAGGCCUUGGAGGACGAGCGGCGGCGGAGGGAGCAGCUGGAGCGGCGGCUGCAGGACGAGACGGCGAGGCGGCAGAAGCUCAUCGAGAAGGAGGUCAAGAUGCGGGAGAAGCAGUUCGCCCAGGCGCGGCCGCUGACCCGCUACCUGCCCAUCCGCAAAGAGGACUUUGACCUGCGGCUGCACAUCGAGUCCUCGGGCCACAGCGUGGACACCUGCAGCCACAUCAUCCUCUCCGAGAAGAUGUGCAAGGGCUACCUGGUCAAGAUGGGGGGCAAGAUCAAGUCCUGGAAGAAGCGCUGGUUCGUUUUCGACCGCUUGCGCCGCACCUUUUCCUACUACGUCGACAAGCACGAGACGAAGCUGAAGGGUCUCAUCUACUUCCAGGCCAUUGAGGAAGUUUAUUACGAUCACCUCCGGAGUGCAGCCAAGAGCCCGAACCCGGCUCUCACCUUCUGCGUCAAGACCCACGACCGCCUCUACUACAUGGUGGCCCCUUCCGCCGAGGCCAUGCGCAUCUGGAUGGACGUCAUCGUCACGGGCGCCGAGGGGUACACGCAGUUCCUGAACUGAGCCCAAGCGGGACCCUUGGCGGUCGGAGGAGGAGAAAGAGGAGGAAGCAGGGACAGGGGCCAAGGCUUCGGGGCUCCUUCCGGUCAGAGCGAUGCUUCUGCUUCUCCACAAGCUCAAUAUGGGACUGUUGGGAGCCGCCAGGGCUUUGGGAUGUCGCUCCCCGAAAUUCGACGCCCUCUCCUUGGCCACGGACUAGAGAUGCCACGUUUGCCCAUUAAACUGCCAAAGGCUCCAUGCCAACAGCU
Anolis sagrei ordinatus is the source of this 4499-nucleotide messenger RNA. RefSeq names its product pleckstrin homology like domain family B member 1 (gene PHLDB1). Gene Ontology annotation, biological process: regulation of microtubule cytoskeleton organization. Gene Ontology annotation, cellular component: basal cortex. The record is from RefSeq and is a predicted model, not a curated record. NCBI's taxonomy places the organism in Eukaryota, Metazoa, Chordata, Lepidosauria, Squamata, Anolidae.